Molecule: messenger RNA, 1301 nt
Organism: Lolium rigidum
Lineage: Eukaryota; Viridiplantae; Streptophyta; Magnoliopsida; Poales; Poaceae
Exons: 1
Source: RefSeq, a predicted model, not a curated record
GCCGAGGCGACCGCAGCAGGCUGGUCCUCGCUCCCGUCCGACCUCGUCCGCCGCAUCGCCGACUGCUUCCUCAACACCAACGAUGUCGACUGGUACAUGGAUCUCCGUGCAGUCUGCCACAGCUGGCGCUCAGCCACCGACGACCCCAAGAAGAAUCCCAUCGACGGCCGCUUCCACCCGCGUGAGUGGAUCGUCCUCGACGGCGACGUGGUCUCCCAGAGCGACGGCACGCGAGUCUUUCUGAACAUCGGCACCGGCCGCUUCCUCCGCAAGAAGCUGCCGCGGCUCCGCCGCUACUACGUCGUCGCCAUUACUUUCGGCGGCUUCUUCGUCCUCGCCGACAGGAGCCCGCCUCACGCCGCUCGCGUCCUCAAUCCUUUCACCGGCGAACUGGUCCGUUACGCGGCACCUAUGCCCCGGGACGCGGGGGUUGCUGUUUUCUUCUUCUCCGGCGGCAUUCCGCACAACCUCACAUUGCUCUGCGACUCAUCUCGCAAGUACUACACGGCAGUUCCUGACAGCAAACGUUUCGACGCCCAAAGCCUCGACGAAUUCAUUUACAACUACAUGAGGAAGGCAGUGGUGGGUGGUGUCUACGCCAACGGCGGUGGAUGGGCGUCCGUGGCGUCCAGUAGCAUGUUGGACAAUCUGUGCGAACUGACGGAGAUGCUUCAGGUUGAGUUUGUCAAGUUUUUCUCGGGCGAUCCAUUUAGACACACCAGCAACAUCCGGUGUUUCUUGGUGGACUUUGGUGGACAAGCCAUGUUCAUCACCAAGGCGCCAGGGCGUGUUGGGGUUCUUGGGAUCGAACCUGAGAACCAAAAGCUCGUACCCAUGGAGACCAUCGGCAAGUAUGCCAUCUUCAUCGGCCAUCACAGGUGCAUGGUUGUUGAUGCUGGCAAGUUCCCGUCCGUGGAGGCAAACUGUGUCUACUACACUCUACAGAUUGGUCGAUUUGCUGGCAUCGUGAAGCACAACAUCAGUGACGGGACAGACGAGAGGGUCUCUGGUUCCCUUGAUUUCGUCGAGCAGAACAAGGAGUUUGUCCUUGAUACUGCCCGUCCUUUCACGAUCAUCCAGGUUCUCUGCAGCUAUACCCUCAACCUCAGGGGUUCUGAACUGGCCUGACAAGGGACGGCAUAAGGUGUCGCCAAAUCUUCUUCUGUCUUCGUGGAUAGUGAUUUCGGUGACCGACAAUGCUAUGCUUUUGUUUCGUUUUCACUUGUUCUGGCCAAGAAACAGGAUGGCUAAGGAGUCUAGGUUAGAUGGCCUGUGGUGGAACCACUGUAAGCUCUCUUAAU